This is a messenger RNA of Mya arenaria, 462 nucleotides long. RefSeq names its product D-galactoside-specific lectin-like. The record is from RefSeq and is a predicted model, not a curated record. The transcript has 2 exons. The annotation marks the transcript as partial. Gene Ontology annotation, molecular function: carbohydrate binding. NCBI's taxonomy places the organism in Eukaryota, Metazoa, Mollusca, Bivalvia, Myida, Myidae.
UUUACCACACCAGUGUCGGGAGAUGCUAUUUACUGCGAAGAAUCGACAGGUCACAUCCGGUGUCCCGCUGGCCAGAAGAACGCAGUUUAUAAUGCUUAUUACGGAAGGACACAUAACGGAACAAUCUGUCCCCAUUCCCUCACCUCCAACCAGACAUGCCACGCAACUGGCUCCCUCGACAAGAUCCAGAGUGCUUGCCAGAAUCAACAGCAAUGUUACUUGGCGGCAAACUAUGCAGUGUACGGAGAUCCCUGCAGAGGAACGUUCAAAUACAUUGAAGUGAAGUUUGUUUGUCUGUAGGCAUAAAACAGCCGGUCGAUAAAAUUUGUAAAACAUGUGUUGUUUCAAUGAGUCAUCACGAUAUAAAUAAUGCUUAAACUAAUAAACCAAUGAGAAAUGUCACUUUGCAUUCAAUAAAGAAGACAGACGACUUGCCACGAGAUGUUAAAAACCAAGUGUUGA